UGUUGGUCAAUUGAUUGUGAAUUUUGUGAUAAUGACGAUGAUGAUGUUAGGGGCAAAGUCCAGUCUUUCCUUGAAAACUUUGCCUCCAACAUUAAUCCACCCUCUCCUUUCUCUCUCCUUAGUACCCAUCUCUUCUAUUUCCGCCCAACAUCAAUUUUGCUUCUCAGAACAGCGAAGAAAGGUAAAAUUGCAAGUGAGAAAUUGUGUUUCUAGCAUUGAGCAACAGCUAAUUAUGGCGUUGGAUGACAAAGAAGGAGAUAUUAGUGAAGUGAAUAAGAAUCUGUAUCCUCAGUUAGAGCCUUACAGUUCUGGGUUUUUAAAGGUCUCAGAUAUUCACUCUAUUUACUGGGAGCAAUCUGGGAACCCAAAUGGACAUCCAGUAGUAUUUCUUCACGGUGGUCCAGGCGGUGGAACUUCUCCCAGCAAUAGAAAAUUUUUUGAUCCUGAUUUUUACAGAAUCAUCCUCUUUGAUCAGAGAGGUGCUGGCAAGAGCACACCUCAUGCUUGUCUGGAGGAAAAUACAACAUGGGAUCUCAUAGCAGACAUAGAAAAGCUACGCGAGCACUUGGAAGUUCCUGAAUGGCAGGUGUUUGGUGGCUCAUGGGGAAGUACUCUGGCUCUUGCAUACAGUCAGUCACACCCCGACAAGGUUACUGGCCUGGUCCUAAGAGGGAUCUUUCUUUUGCGCAAAAAAGAGAUUGAUUGGUUCUAUGAAGGGGGUGCCGCUGCUAUAUUCCCUGAUGCUUGGGAACCGUUUAGAGAUCUAAUUCCUGAGAGUGAAAGGGGAUGCUUUCUCGAGGCUUACCACAAGAGGUUAAAUUCUGAUGAUAAGGAGACACAGCUGGCGGCUGCAAAAGCAUGGACCACAUGGGAGAUGAUGACAGCCCAUCUUAUUCCUAAUGAAGAUAACAUCAAGCGAGGGGAUGAUGAUAAUUUUUCGCUGGCAUUCGCUCGUGUAGAAAACCAUUACUUCAUGAAUAAAGGUUUCUUACCUUCCGAUUCAUUCCUGCUUGAUAACAUCGACAAAAUAAGGCACAUUAAGUGCACUAUUGUGCAGGGUAGGUAUGAUGUUGUCUGCCCAAUGAUGUCAGCAUGGGAUCUCCAUAAAGCUUGGCCAGAAGCUGAUUUCAAGGUGGUUCUUAAUGCGGGUCAUUCAGCCAAUGAACCUGGAAUAUCUGCUGAACUUGUGGCCGCAAAUGAGAUGCUGAAGAGGCAUUAUCAGGGAAAAUAGGCAUUAUCGGAGGAAAAAAUGAUGAAAGUAGUAGAUCAAGAAGGAGGUUCGCCAUUACCGAAACCGAAUCGAAGAAUUUGUGCUCGUCUACACAUCAUCGCUAGAAUUUUGAGAGAGCACAUCUCAGUUUGUUGUAUUUAAAGUAUUUUAAGUUUAUUUUUAUUUAAAAUUGAAGAUGUUUGUUGUGUUUGGAGAAAUUAACGUUUGUAUUUUGCCGAAAUAUCGUUUUCAGUUCGCGAAUUUGAUCAGUGACUUCGCGAUUUUAAAUAGUAACUAUGUGAUUUUUAAAGUUUCUAUUCGAUUUUAACUAUAACUAUAUGGUACAUACUGACUAUUAAUACAAUGUUUGCUCACUGUAUGUUAUAAUGA
Molecule: messenger RNA, 1600 nt
Organism: Spinacia oleracea (spinach)
Lineage: Eukaryota; Viridiplantae; Streptophyta; Magnoliopsida; Caryophyllales; Amaranthaceae
Product: proline iminopeptidase
Exons: 12
Coding region: 32-1231 (399 amino acids)
Biological process (GO): proteolysis
Cellular component (GO): cytoplasm
Molecular function (GO): aminopeptidase activity
Source: RefSeq, a predicted model, not a curated record